CCGUGCGGGCCGCGGGCUGGUGAGGCGGUAGGGGUUUUGAGGCAGGCAGGCUCUUCGAGGCAGCAGGCCGGCUCUCCUUGGCGGAGGGAGUGGCCAUAGCGGCGGAAGAUGGAGGCGGUGGUGUUCAUCUUCUCUCUGCUGGACUGCUGCGCGCUAAUCUUCCUCUCCGUGUACUUCAUAAUUACAUUGUCUGAUUUAGAAUGUGAUUACAUUAAUGCUAGAUCAUGUUGUUCCAAAUUAAACAAGUGGGUAAUUCCAGAAAUGAUUGGCCAUUCCAUUGUCACUGUAUUGAUGCUUGUUUCAUUGCACUGGUUCAUCUUCCUUCUCAACUUGCCUGUUGUCACGUGGAAUAUAUAUCGGUUCAUUAUGGUGCCAAGUGGUAACAUGGGAGUGUUUGACCCAACAGAAAUACACAAUCGAGGGCAGCUGAAGUCACACAUGAAAGAAGCCAUGAUCAAACUCGGUUUCCACUUGCUCUGUUUCUUCAUGUAUCUUUAUAGCCUUGGAUUAAGUCUAGCUUUGGUGGAAGCCAGGGAGCACUAAGCUCAACUCCCCUGCAGCCGACGUUUCAGGGUGGAAGGACUGCCCCGGCAACACAAGAAAGGAGGAACGAGGUAGGAAACGUGCCCAUGGCUCUACUGGCCUCUGGGGGGUCACAGAUUCUCCUGUGGUGAUGUUGUAUUUCUGCCAGGCAAAGGGCCAAGAAGCUGGUACAAGAUCUCUUUCUUACCUUUUCCCUCUGAUGCACCUUCUGUUUAAAAAAGUCCUUUUCCCCAACUUCCAGUGCCUCUUUAUGUUCUGCUCAAGCUUGUGAAGCUGUUGAACUUAAAUCCUUAGCACCCAAAGAAUAACAAGCUACUUAAAAUAGCUCAGAGUGGUGAGGAAACAUUUUGUCCCUAAUAACCAAAACCAGUGCCCAUGGAGCCAAGUGCCUCAGGGUUGUGGGUUUACAUGUCGGGUCAGGUUACUGAGCAGAUCAGAGUCCUUGUAACAGGACCAUCGGUGCUUUCCUUCUGAAGCAUUAACUCUGGUUAAAAGCAAAAACUUUCUUGUAUUGCUUGUACCAAAGUCAGGAAGGGAGUGGGGGGAACCACUCUAGUUUUUUGUUUUUCUUUUUAAGGUCUCUUCUAUGAAUGAUGAAAAAGGGCAGGCAAGCUCCAACUUUAAAAUAGCUGUGAUUAAGAUGCUGCAGGUCAAUUUCCUAUGCUUUGUACCAGUGGGAGAGUUGUGGAGGACCUCACUGGGUCUGAGGGCCUGGAGCUUGUCAGGGCUCUGAAGUGUGAGCGCCUGGGAGCCCGGUGUUGAGUGCAGGGGUGUUGCCUCCCUCCUCAUACUGUCCCAGUGUAAAGGUGGAAGUGGGACCAGCUGGUGCAGACCACCCUGGGUGCUCCCAUGUCCCAGUCUCCGUCUGUGACUCAGGUCACUUCCUCUGCCCUUUUCCUGCCGUCCUUCCAGCAAUAGCAGACCCUGUUGCUAAUACCUGAAGCCUCAGCUGAGCGCAAAGAUGCACCUGAGUCCAUCAGAGCCCAGCAGGCCCUGCACUGCCUUUUCCUGCCUGCCACACCGAUGACCAUGGGAUGGGAGGCCAGCCAGCUGUCCCUGGCCUGGCCUGGUGUUGGGCGUGCAAGCUAAGAAAGCUUCCUGCAGCCCUUGGCCUCCUGUGAUUCAUCACUUGUCGUCUGGUGUCACAGUUCCUGUGUACAGUUCAUCUGCUAGAUUGUGCGCUCCUAGAGGGCAGAGUCCAUGCAAACUCAUGUUUUUAUCUUCUUCCUUUCUCCUGGCAUCUACCACUGUCCCUUGCACACAGAAACAAUAAAUGAGUGUUGAGUAACAAGCAA
Molecule: messenger RNA, 1838 nt
Organism: Heterocephalus glaber (naked mole-rat)
Lineage: Eukaryota; Metazoa; Chordata; Mammalia; Rodentia; Bathyergidae
Gene: Cnih4
Product: cornichon family member 4
Biological process (GO): vesicle-mediated transport
Source: RefSeq, a predicted model, not a curated record